GCCAUCAGCCAUCAUCUCCCAGCUGCCACCCCCUCUCGCUCGCUCGCUCUCUCUCUCUCUCUCUCUCUCUCUCUCCCCAAGAGUAUGUCUCCGAAAGGAGCCAUAGAGUCUCAAGAACUGACCUUUUCAAAUUCAUUUAUCAAUUUGACUUUCUUUUUUAAGCAUUCACAUUGACUUCUCUCUGCAUUUCUCGAGGAUUAUCCUUCUAAAGUUUUGAAGAUACCUCACUUCCAGAGCUGUGAAAUUUUGUAGAAUUUGCUAACUAUUCCAUUUCAAUCUGCCAUGGAAGAGGAGAAUGUUGUUCGGCUUCUACAGAGAUACCGACGGGACCGGCACAUACUUUUAGAUUUUCUACUUUCUGGUAGCUUAAUUAAGAAAGUUGUAAUGCCUCCUGGUGCUGUUACUUUGGAUGAUGUGGAUCUCGACCAAGUCAGUGUAGAUCAUGUUCUCAAUUGUGCUAAAAAAGGUGGAAUGCUUGAGCUCUCAGAGGCAAUUAGAGAUUACCAUGAUAGCAUGGACUUACCACAUAUGAAUCAUGGGGGUUCCACAGAUGAAUUUUUCUUAGUUACAAAUCCUGAAGCUUCAGGAUCACCUCCAAAAAGGGCACCACCACCACUACUGGUCUCAAUACCACCCCCUGUUAUUUCACAAGGCCCUGUUUUUGCACCGUCUCCUGUUGUGUCAUUGUCAAGUGUAGAGAAGUCGGAGUCCUUUAACUCGAAUGAUGUUCGAGAAUUGACUGUGGAUGAUAUUGAAGAUUUUGAGGAUGAUGAAGAUGAGGUUGAGGCAGUUGAUUUUGUUAGGAAGCCAAGACGGAAUACAAAUGAUGCUGCUGAUCUCAUGGCCAAAUUGCCUGCUCUUGCAACUGGUAUCACAGAUGAUGACCUUCGUGAAACUGCAUAUGAAGUCCUCUUAGCAUGUGCUGGGGCAUCAGGGGGCCUUAUAGUUCCUUCAAAGGAAAAAAAGAAAGACAAAAGGUCCAGGUUGAUGAGGAAGCUAGGACGUAGUAAAAGUGAGAAUGUUGUGCAGUCUGAACGUACUCCUGGAUUAAGUGGUUUGUUAGAGAUCUUGCGUGCUCAGAUGGAGAUAUCUGAGGCAAUGGACAUCAGAACAAGACAAGGGCUUCUCAAUGCUCUUGCUGGAAAAGUAGGAAAAAGAUUAGACACCCUACUGAUUCCCUUGGAGUUAUUAUGUUGUAUUUCAAGGACAGAAUUUGCUGACAAGAAAGCAUAUAUUCGGUGGCAAAAAAGGCAGUUAUUCAUGCUGGAGGAGGGGCUUAUCAAUCAUCCAGUUGUUGGAUUCGGUGAAUCUGGGCAUAAGGCAAAUGACUUGAGGAUUCUUUUGGCAAAAAUUGAGGAAUCUGAGUUUCGUCCUUCUUCUGCUGGGGAAGUCCAACGAACAGAAUGCUUGCGAUCUCUCAGAGAGAUUGCUGUUCCACUUGCUGAGAGGCCAGCUCGAGGCGACUUAACUGGUGAAGUAUGCCACUGGGCAGAUGGCUAUCACCUUAAUGUUAGAUUAUAUGAGAAACUCCUUCUCAGUGUCUUUGACAUUUUAGAUGAAGGAAAGCUGACAGAGGAAGUGGAAGAAAUACUUGAGCUAUUGAAGUCAACCUGGCGUGUUCUAGGAGUCACAGAGACUAUCCAUUACACAUGCUAUGCAUGGGUGUUAUUUCGUCAGUAUGUUAUCACACAAGACCAUGGACUUUUGCAACACAUCAUUGAACAGUUGAAAAAGAUACCAUUGAAGGAACAAAGGGGUCCACAGGAGAGGUUGCACCUGCAGAGCUUGCGUUCCAAAGUUGAAGGCGAAGAUUUAUCUUUCUUGCAGUCCUUUUUGUCACCAAUUCAGAAAUGGGCUGAUAAGCAGCUUGCAGACUACCAUAAGUACUUUGCUGAGGAGUGGGCGACUAUGGAGGAUGUGGUAUUAGUUGCAAUGAUUACUCGGCGGCUUCUUUUGGAAGAAUCUGAUCAGGUAAUACAAUCUUCAUCUACCGCAGAUAGGGAUCAGAUAGAAUCAUACAUAUCAACCUCCAUAAAGAAUGCAUUUACAAGGACUCUGCAGGCUGUUGAAAAAUCAGACACAAUGCAUGAGCAUUCUCUAGCACUGCUUGCAGAAGAGACCAAGAAGCUUUUGAAAAAAGAAUCUACCGUAUUCACUCCAAUUUUGUCUCAGAGACAUCCGCAAGCAAUUAUUAUGUCAGCAUCGCUUCUUCACAGGCUUUAUGGGAUCAAGUUGAAACCAUUUCUUGAUGGUGCUGAACAUCUGACUGAGGAUGUUGUAUCAGUGUUUCCUGCUGCUGAUGGUCUUGAGCAGUAUAUAAUGUCACUCAUUGCAUCUGCAUGUGGAGAGGGGAAUGUUGAAGUCAAUUUCAGGAAACUAACUCCAUACCAGGUUGAAUCCAUAUCUGGAACACUGGUGAUGCGAUGGGUUAAUUCACAACUUGGAAGAGUUUUAGGUUGGGUUGAACGUGCCAUUCAACAAGAGAGAUGGAACCCAAUAUCUCCUCAACAGCGGCAUGGGAGUUCGAUUGUUGAAGUAUAUAGGAUUGUGGAAGAGACAGUUGAUCAAUUUUUUGCUCUUAAAGUUCCAAUGAGGCCUUCAGAAUUGAAUGGCCUGUUUCGGGGCAUUGACAAUGCAUUUCAAGUAUUUUCAAAUCAUGUUGUUGAAAAGUUGGCGUCCAAAGAAGAUUUAAUUCCACCUGUUCCUGUUCUCACACGAUACAGGAGGGAAGCUGGAAUAAAGGCUUUUGUGAAGAAGGAAUUAUUCGAUUCUAGGCUGCCUGAUGAGACAAAAUCAAGUGAAAUCAAUGUCCAGAGUACUUCUACUCUUUGUGUUCAGUUGAAUACACUCUAUUAUGCAAUUAGUCAACUGAAUAAAUUGGAAGAUAGUAUUUGGGAGCGAUGGACAAGGAAAAAGCCUCGUGAACAAAUUACCAGAAAAUCCAUAGAUGAGAAGUCCACAAGUUUCAAGCAGAAGGGUACAUUUGAUGGGAGUAGAAAAGACAUAAAUGCUGCUAUUGACCGCAUUUGCGAAUUCACUGGAACUAAAAUCAUUUUCUGGGACUUGAGGGAGCCUUUCAUUGAAAAUCUAUAUAGACCCAGCGUCUCCCAGUCUAGGCUGGAAUCACUGAUUGAACCAAUUGAUAUGGAACUAAAUCAACUAUGUGAUAUUAUUGUGGAACCCCUCAGGGAUCGCAUUGUGACAAGUCUUCUUCAAGCUUCACUGGAUGGCUUACUCCGAGUAAUACUAGAUGGAGGACCAUCACGAAUUUUCUUCCCAACUGAUGCAAAAUUACUUGAAGAAGAUUUGGAAGUUUUGAAGGAAUUUUUUAUAUCUGGAGGAGAUGGGCUUCCUAGAGGAGUAGUUGAGAAUCACAUAGCACGAGUUCGUCAUGUAAUUAAGUUGCAUGCCUAUGAGACUCGAGAAUUGAUAGAUGACCUGAAAUCUGCAAGUGGGGUGGAAAGGCAGAGUGGUGGAGGCAAAAUAGGUGGUGAUACCCAAACUUUGUUGAGAAUAUUAUGUCAUAGGAGUGACUCAGAGGCAUCUCAGUUCCUGAAGAAACAGUUCAAAAUACCCAAGUCUUCAGUAUAGUGGAGAGUGCCUGUGCUAUGUUUACUUGGAGAAGAACAGGCAACUGUGUAUGAGUGUAUCAUCUUCAUCUGUAGUAAUUCUGUUGAAUCGCAUCAUUUCAAUUCUAUUCUUUACCAUUUCCCUUUCAACAAAGAAAAAUUCCUUGUCUUGAAAUACUUGUCAUUUUUCUCUAUGUUGAUAAAGGUUUUGUAAUUCCAUAUAUUUUACUUCAGACUCUA
Messenger RNA from Manihot esculenta (cassava), 3809 nucleotides. RefSeq names its product protein unc-13 homolog. Lineage: Eukaryota; Viridiplantae; Streptophyta; Magnoliopsida; Malpighiales; Euphorbiaceae. Bases 283 to 3591 code for a protein of 1102 amino acids. The record is from RefSeq and is a predicted model, not a curated record. The transcript is spliced from 27 exons.